AUGGCAGACAAGUAUAUCCUCAAGGUCACAGCGGGGCCCAACUACGAAGACCAGAAAGAAGUCCAGGUGAACUCCGAGGAACCCAUACAAAUAUCUUCAAAGCAAGUCACCACCAGCCUCCGACUACGAGUACAGAACUAUCGAGGACUACCGAAAGGCUCAUCGAAGACAUCGCCCUACUUCGAACACGAAAAGCACAAGCACGAUCUCUAUUCGCUCGCUUUCACAUUCACGCCGAAAGAAGACAUCAAUGGUCACGACCUAGUACUCGGCAACGACUUCGACCACCCAAUCCGGGAUAAGCUCCCUCCUGGAUUCCAGCAAGCUUUCAAGAUCGCAACAUGGUUCAUCGAUCCCGGCUUGUACGGAGACGUCUACGCAGACGAGCCAUAUCUCUAUGGUCCGCUGUUAAGCUCGAUAAAUACCUUUCGGGUGGGCCCAAAGGAUGAUAAAGAGCAAGAGAAGGUAGAAGAGAUCAGAGCGAACGAGGCGACACUGGUGUUCGAAGAAGGCGCGGACGGAGAUGGAGCAGAUGUUAGGAAAGAGUUGGGAGUACCGGAUGCCGGACCGCAGAGACAGAAGUUCUUUCUGACCGAGUCGAAUCUGAAGAAUUUCACUUUUGAGAAGGGAAGAGAGUACUCGAAUGAUUUCUUCAACCCCUAUUUGGACUUCAACGGUCAGUCUCUACUCUGCUCGAUUUAAGACCUUACUCACUAACAAACCUCUCAGACUUCGCCCUCCGCCUCCCGGGCUUCAGCCUAAUACCUGGCAUCACCAUUCCCAUCAUCAGCUACUGGGACGGCCAACCCCUUCGGUAAGCACCAAAUCCCCUCUCAGACCCAUUUGCAUCCGUACACUCUCAUUGCAGUUCGGCCUUCGUGCGUGCUUUUCGCGGUCCACGACUGACUGGGCUGACCAAAAGCUCGCACGCGCUCAGAUACGUGCUCAAGAACCGAGCCACGGGCGAGCCGCUCUUUGUCGUCAUUUUCACUCUAUUGCCCAAAGAUGAGUUGGAGAAAAACGAGAAGGGUCAAGAGAAAAAGGAAGCUUCAGCGGGUGACGAUGACUUGGACUGA
Messenger RNA from Lecanosticta acicola, 1076 nucleotides. The record is from the annotation of a GenBank genome assembly. Lineage: Eukaryota; Fungi; Ascomycota; Dothideomycetes; Mycosphaerellales; Mycosphaerellaceae.